Molecule: messenger RNA, 3282 nt
Organism: Myxocyprinus asiaticus (Chinese sucker)
Lineage: Eukaryota; Metazoa; Chordata; Actinopteri; Cypriniformes; Catostomidae
Product: acyl-CoA-binding domain-containing protein 5-B-like
Exons: 12
Coding region: 63-1397 (444 amino acids)
Biological process (GO): fatty acid metabolic process; autophagy of peroxisome
Cellular component (GO): peroxisome
Molecular function (GO): fatty-acyl-CoA binding
Source: RefSeq, a predicted model, not a curated record
GUUAAUACCUGACGCGUUGAGCAGUAUUUUCAUCAGAUGGACGAAACACAGGUGAUCUGUCCAUGACACGAAAGGCAAUGGAUGAUCCUAAAUCUAUUCAGAGGAGAUUUGAAGCUGCUGUUAAAGUGAUCAGAAGUUUACCUGAGGAUGGCUCUUAUGACAUUUCAGAUGAUAUGCUUGUACUGUUCUACAGUUACUACAAACAAGCCACAGCAGGGCCAUGUAACACCCUAAAACCCAAUUCCUGGGAUCCUAUCGGUAAAGCUAAAUGGGAGGCAUGGAAAGCCUUAGGAAACAUGUCAAAGGAUCAAGCCAUGAUGGAAUAUGUUCAAGAAAUACAGCUGAUAAUAGAGACCCUCCCAGUCACAGACAGGAUGGAAGAAUUAAUGGAUGCUCUUGACCCAUUUUAUGAGAUAGUUGAUGAUGAGGAUGAAGAUGUGCCCAGAAGACAGACACAGUUAUCCACAGGUAGGACUAGGGGUAAAGAAGAUGACAAUUAUGGUGAUGCUGAGGAAGACAGCAAGGACGAAAGUGAAAGUUCUGAUGAGAAUAUUGAAGAUGACAUAGAGAUGGAAGAGAAAAGCAAAGACUUGAUCACUCUGGCAGGAGGGAGAAGAGGUUCACGUGUGUUUAAUGGAAGUGAGGAUAACAGCACGUCUUCCUUGACCAAUGACACUCACAGCUCUUUGAACUCUGAGGAUGACGAGGAGGAACUGGUAUACAGCAGAGAGCCAAGCAUAGAGCCUCCAGAGUUCUGCCCAUCCAACAACUACCCCAGUGAUGACAACAUUCUCACAAAAGGCAAACAUCACAUAGAUGGCUUGGAUGAUGAGAUGUACAGUGAUUCGAUGGAACAGACUGCAACACAAGAGAAGGGUUCAGAAGUUCCCAGGGUGCAUUUGGCAGACAUGAGUGCGGUUGGAGCCAAGAUGCAGGAGCAACAAGGGAGAAACAGAAAGCCACAGUGUGGGAGUCAGGAUGGAAAACCACAGGGAGUUACACCCCCAUUCCCCCACCCACCGGCAUUUGGAACAGUCCAAUAUGACCGAAUCUCACCAUGCAGAAGAAGACGAGAGCACAGUUGCCAAGGAGAUGGCAAACACUGGGUGACGGAAGGAAUCAAGGACAAAAAGGCAUUGAAAACCCAGAUCGCCAUGACCUUGUUACAGUUACAGGACAAUAUGCAGGAUGUGCUGCAAAGACUGGCCGCACUGGAAGUUCUGAAAGCAUCACAAGCUGAAAUCAUUCCUCUAGAGACUUGGCACUCAAAAUCAUCAAAAAAGAGGUUACCCUGGUGGCCAUUAGACAUGUCCCCAUGCUCUGUGGCACUGGCUGUUAUGUGGCCUUUUGCUGUGCACUGGCUUGUGCAGGUUUACUUACAGAAGAGGAAGAGGUAAGCAUUUGUGCUUAAUUAUGAACUAUAUACAGUGAAAGUACUUGCUUUUUUGUAGGUGAUACUUCAGCUAAUAUAGUUAAUGUUGAGUACAACACUGUACAUCUUUGUUUUGCUUUUAGAUGAUGAUAGUAAAAUCCAGUCAAUUGAAUCAAGUGGAGAUUCAGGUAUCAUCUGAAUGACUCCUAAGGAUUUUCAAAUGGUUGUAUUGAGAUUUAAAGCCUCAGGGCUUCAAUAAAUAUGAUUAAUCUCAAUAUAUAUGAUAUUCACACAUUUUUUUCUGUGGUGGAUCAUGUUUUUUUCCAUGAUUUACAUUGAGUACAGGUAGUUUACAGUCAUUUGAAUGUAAUUCAGCCUACACAACAACGUGCACUUUUCACAUUUAUUCCUACAUUUUGAAUACAGGACAAUUGCGCAGUUAAAAAUAAAGUCUUUUGACUGUUAAAACCUGGGUGGGACUUGGAUCAAGGAACCCCAACUGUUACAGCUUUACAAAUGGAAAACACAAUUGUGUUUUCAAACAUGUGCUUUUCUAAAAUAACAACUGUACCAAAGAAAAAUGCAACUUGAAAUCUGAAAUAUAUAUGUGGGCCAUUGUAUGUGUGUUGUAAGUAGAACUAGUCGUAUCAAUUUUUAUAAGAAACAGUAAUAUUUAAACAUAGUAUUUAUGUUAUGCUGCGUUCCAUUCAACUCGGAAAGUCUGAGUUUCCAACUUCCUAUUAGGAAAAGUCCAAUGGAACGACACUUGAAGUCGGAAUUCCAACUCAGAAAGUCGUGUGGAAAUGUUAAACUCUGACUUCUCUGAGAUGCAGGUGCAUGACGUCACACAAUCAUGUCGGCACCCAGGAAGAUGUACAAAAUAAGUGAUAAACAUUCACUUUUAUUAAAUAAUAUCGAUAAAUGAGUCCAAGUUCCUACAUUACAUGAUAUUAAAGCCUGUUUAACAAACACUAGCAGAGUAGCAGGUGUUCAAAACAUGAUAAAUGAUACUAUCUUUUGAUAAUCGUACACCUGUUGCACAAAUGCUAGCGUUGCUGGAUGUUUAUGAAUUGGGUUGCUUGGAGACAUCUCUGGUGACAGUCAAACACCUGCUAACGGGAGCGUUACAGUUUUGUUUCCUUAAACGUCAUCUUCCGAGCAUCUGGCAAUGAAAUGCAUUUAGUUGGAGAUCGGGGAUAUCAAGUGGAAUAUCCCACAUCCGAUUUGAAUGAAACACAGCAUUGAUGUUAUAGUCCAUGUUCAUUCAACUGUAUGGUCAAGCAGGUAGUGCUUUUGUAAGGUGAAUAAAGAAUUGUUAUGGAUCAUUUUUGUAUGUUGUUGUAGCCUAUUUAAUGUGUUUUACAGACAUGCACUACUAGAGAUUCCUCGUCAAAGUGGUUCAUUCAGUGUGGGCUCAUUGAAAUACUCUGGCGUUUUUUUUAACAGAGUUCAAUUACAGACAAGUACAAUGCAAAAAGUACAAGGCAAAUAUAAGGCAUUAUGGUACAGUUCAGAGUAUGUGAAACAUAAUAACAACAACUACUAAAACAUAAAAUGAACAUAUAUGUAAAAAAAAUAAAAAAAUAAAAUACUGGGAUACAAAGUGCUAUAUAAUAUAUUAGAGCAGUUACAUGAAUUUGAAAAGCUUUAACAUUUGUGUUUUUAUAAGCUUUUUGUUUUGUGAUCUCAUGUUUGAAAGGGUUAAGUAUAUUGUGAGAUCAGUAUUACAAAAGGUAAUAUAUGAGGGUUUCUUUUGAGUUAUUUUUGUCUUAUGAAUAUAAAAACUUUGCCAAAAUGUAAUUUUGUUUUUCAGAAAAACAUGGGUUUUGAAAACAAAGUAAAAUGUCAUAAGGUUCUAAAUUAAGAGUUUUGUUUAAUGUUUUUGUCAUGUCUAUUUUAAAGUCAGUCCA